AUGAGUGUAGAGUUACAAAUUUUUGAACGGAACGAAAAUGAUCUCUUCGCCAGAGGUUGUACAUCAGUCGAACCUCCUUGUCCAGAAGGAGGAUUUAGGUGUUUUCCCGGACACUGUGCAAACACUGAGGCAAAUUGUCCUCGGAACACGUCAUCAUUAGAAGUAUUUACCGAUGUACCCUCAUCAACGUCAAUUUUUACAGAAUCGAUAACAUCAACAAUAGUUACACAAUCUAUAAUACCAUCAUUAGUAAGCGAAUCAACAGAAACGGUACUAUUUUUCACAUUCACAGCAGCAGCAACUUUGUCACAAUAUUUCUUCGAAACAGAUGUACUAUUAUCUACAAAUAAAACAGAUUCAUUAUCAAAUACACUGUCAGUUGUAUCACUUUCUACAGCACAAACUUUUUCAAAUAUACUCACUCAAUCAACAAUGGUAAAUUCAAUCACAAUUGAACCAACAUCAUCAUAUAUCUCAACUAAGUUAGCGGUUCCUUUUUCAUCCGAAUCAUCAGGUACAUCGAUGUAUAGCGUUCUUGAAGUUUCUGGUAUUGAUUCAACAUCGUCAACAGUUAGAACAGAAUCGACAGCAGUAAUAAUGUCUUCCGAUUCACGACUUCCCUUUGAAACAACAUUUUUAUCUUUAUUCUCAAUGGAUCAGACAUUUGCAUUGUCGUCACUGUCUAUCGAAUCAAUAUAUACAUCUUCAUUGUCAGUUGAACCGACAACAUCAAUAGUUUUUACUAAAAAAGUAGUUCCAACACCAUCUACUGAAUCAUCGUUCUCAUCCUCGAUUGAAACCACACAAACAAUAUUACCACUUUCUAUAGACUCAACAGCUCAAUUAUCGUCGAAUGAACAAACCCUUCAAUUAUCAUCAUCUGAUUCAAUAGUUCAUUUAUUAUCAACUGUUCAAUUAACAUUGUCUGAAUCAACAGUUCAGUUAUCUUCGACUGAAUCGACAUUUCAAUUAUUAUCAGCUGCAUCAACAGUGCAUUCAUCAUUAAGUGAAUCGACAGUUGUGUUAUCAGCGACUGAAUUAACAGUUCAUUUAUCAUCAACUGAAUCCACAGUUCAGUUAUUAUCGACUGAAUCGACAGUCCAAUUAUCAUCGACUGAAACAACAGAUCAGUUAUCAUUGACUGAAUCAUCAUAUGAAUUUUCAUCAACUGAAUCAGCAGUUCAAUUAUUAUCGACUGAAACGGCAGUUGAAUUAUCAUCGAUUAAAUCAACCAUUCAAGUGUCAUCAACUGAAUUGACAGUUCAAUCAUUAUCAGCCACUGAAUCGAUAGCUCAAUUAUUGUCAACUGAAUCUACAGCUCAGUUAUCAUCUACUGAAUCAACAGUUCCAGUAUCAUCAAGUGAAUCAGCAGUUCAAUUAUUAUCAACUGAAUCAAUAGUUAUUUCUUCAGUGCCUAUAGAAAACAAUAUAUCAUUACUUUCUACAGAAAUAUUAUCACCGACUGGCACAAUAGAACAAUUAUUAUCGACAGAAUCAACAGUGUUAUCUUUACUGCCAUCACUUUAUGCAGAGUCAACAGUUCAGUUCUCGUCGAUGGAAUCAAAAUUUCAAUUAUUAUCGACAGAAUCAACAAAUUUAUUGUCAAUUUCAAUCGAACAAACAAUUUCAUCACUUUAUCCAGAAUCAUCAGUUCAAUUGUGGACGGCUGAAUCAGCAAGUCAAUUAUUAUCGACUGAACUAACGGUAUUACCAUCAAUGUCAAAUGAACAAACAGUGUCAUUUCUUUCUACAGAAUUACCAGUUACCUUUAAAUCGACUGAAUUAACAACUCAGUUACUAUCGACUGAAUCAACAGCUCAGUUAUUAUCGACUGAAUCAACAGGGCAGUUAUUAUCGACUAAAACAACAGCUCACUUAUUAUCGACUGAAUCAACAGAUAGGUUUCAAUCGACUGAAUCAACAGGGCAGAAUUAUCAGUUGCCUUUUCGUCGUUUGAACCAACAGUUCAGUUAUUAUCGACUGAAUCAGUUAAGCUAA
Molecule: messenger RNA, 1998 nt
Organism: Mytilus trossulus (common blue mussel)
Lineage: Eukaryota; Metazoa; Mollusca; Bivalvia; Mytilida; Mytilidae
Exons: 3
Coding region: 1-1998 (665 amino acids)
Source: RefSeq, a predicted model, not a curated record